AACGGCCAAAGUGAACAGUGGCCGAAAUUUGAAAACGCCCUGUAGCUUUCGGUGGUGACACAGGUUUGGACUACAGCAAGAAACUUGUUUUAAACAAUAAGUGCAAUGGACCCGUUCGCUGAAAAGGACACCAACAUGUACUUCUAUGAGAACAGACUGAAGACUUUCGAAGGGUGGCCAUUUGACGAGGACUGCAUGUGCACGCCGGAGAACAUGGCCAAAGCUGGCUUCAUUCACACCCCUUCAGAGAACAGCCCAGACAUCGCCAUGUGCUUCUUCUGCCUCAAAGAGCUGGAGGGCUGGGAGCCGGAGGAUGAUCCAGAAAAGGAGCACAAAUCUCAUUCACCCUCCUGCCACUUCAUUGCCCUGAAGAAGAAAGUAGAAGAGCUGACUGUGGAGGAAUUCUUCAAACUACAGAAGGAGAGGCACAAGUUCAUUGUUAACAAAUCCUGCAACGAGGCCAUCACCAAGUUUGAAGAAGCGGCCAAAUUGAAAAGAGCAGAUAUCAUCAAGACAGCUAUGGGAGAAGAGUGACAGUGAAUGGCUGCAGAUGAAUGAAAUGGGCGGUGUGAGAGAGAUUAAUUGUAGCUGACUUGGCUGAACUCCUUUCCAUGUUUCCUUCAUAUGCUUUCAUGUCUUCUUUGUAUUAUGUCUCAUUUUUAAUGUAUUUUUUCUCUUAUGAUCUGUUUUAAUUAAUUAAACCUGUUCUUUAUGUUACCCUAUAUUGUAUGAUAAUUUUUUAGGAGGUGUGCAAUUUGAUUGGAAAUUUAAUAACGUAAUAUCUGAGUCGGAAAACAUGUAUAACGAGAAAUCUAUAGAUCCCCUAUUACCAAGAAGUCUGUCUUUAUUCUCCUUUUAAUUUCAUCUUGCUCAUUUACCAACCUGGUAUAAGAAUUGAGGGAUGCCUGGAACCAUCCUUAUUUUGUCCCCCUAUAUAUUCCGUUAUUAUUUUCUCCCACCAUGUGUUGUGCAAAUGUGU
Messenger RNA from Toxotes jaculatrix (banded archerfish), 979 nucleotides. It is a transcript of the gene birc5a, whose product is annotated as baculoviral IAP repeat containing 5a. The record is from RefSeq and is a predicted model, not a curated record. The transcript has 4 exons. NCBI's taxonomy places the organism in Eukaryota, Metazoa, Chordata, Actinopteri, Toxotidae. Bases 106 to 534 code for a protein of 142 amino acids.